Dinoponera quadriceps is the source of this 1485-nucleotide messenger RNA. RefSeq names its product lateral signaling target protein 2 homolog. Gene Ontology annotation, biological process: regulation of DNA-templated transcription. Gene Ontology annotation, molecular function: DNA binding; DNA-binding transcription factor activity, RNA polymerase II-specific. NCBI's taxonomy places the organism in Eukaryota, Metazoa, Arthropoda, Insecta, Hymenoptera, Formicidae. The record is from RefSeq and is a predicted model, not a curated record. Bases 1 to 1485 code for a protein of 494 amino acids. The transcript has 2 exons.
AUGUGCACCACGGAGAUGACGGAGUCGUACACGAUGUCGCCGUCGACGACGGUGUCCUCCAGCGGCGCGACGCCCGGCUGCAUGAGCGGCUCGCCGGCGCACCGACGGACCUCGUGCAGAGGCUCGCCGAGCCGUGGGGACAACGCGCAGGACAACGACGACGACGAGAUCUCCGUGGGUUGCCCGAGCCCGCUGCCGCUGGUGGUGGCGACGCCGAACACGGAGGACGAGCUGCCGACGAGGGAGGAUUACGCCGACCGGCUGAGCCCGAGGAGGUCUUAUCCGGCGAUGACGGAGGACGAGGAGGGCUACUCGCGCAACGGCGACUACAGGGUGCCGAACGGCCGGGCGAGGACCCGUGACACCGACACCAUCACCACCCUCAGGGACGACGAGGAGGAGGACGAGGAAGAAGAGGAGGAGGAGGAGGAGGACAUCGACAGCAGGACAGCGGGCGGCAACAACAACGCGACCGCCGGCACCACUGACGAUUACUUCAAGCCGCUGAAGCGUCUGAAGAUGGUGCCGAUGCAGCACUCGGAUGAGGAGGACGAGCGGGAGCGGGAGUCGAACGAUCGUGGCGUCAAAUCAUUCAGCAUCCUGGACAUCCUGUCCCAUCGGCCGAAGGCGAAAAUCGUCCGGCCCUGGGACACGGCGGACUCCGGCCUCGGGCAUCAGCAUCGUCACCAUCACCUCCACCAUCACCAGCCGCACCAUCCGCAUCACCACCACCUGCACCACCAUCACCACCACUCGGGGCCGCGGGAUCUCUCGCUGAUGGGGAUGUCGCUCGCGUCCAUGUCCGGCUCGAUCAGCGAGCCACCGCUGAGCAGCUCCUCGUCGUCCGGCCGGAGCUCCGUGUCGGAUUCCGGCAGUCCGGAUCCGCUCGCCCAUCAUCACCAUCAUCACGCCGCCCUCCACCACGGCCUCCACCCCGGGCUCCAUCAUCCGGCGCUGCCGCAGCAGCCGCAGCAGCCGCAGUUCAAGCGGAAAACCUCGCAGCAGCAGCAGCAGCACGCCGGGCAGAACGGCAAGAGGACGACCGGGCAAGGCAGCCCGUUGGACGCGCUGUUCCAGAUGACCAGUAAGACCUUCGACGCGGGCGAGCACAGCCAAGAGCAAGCCAAUCACUUGAACCUGUUCAAUAACCGGCAGCAGCCGAAGAAGAAGCGCAAGAGCCGGACCGCGUUCACGAAUCAGCAGAUCUUCGAGCUGGAGAAACGAUUCCUCUAUCAGAAGUACUUGAGCCCGGCCGACAGGGACGAGAUCGCCGCUCAGCUCGGGCUGAGCAAUGCCCAAGUGAUCACGUGGUUCCAGAACAGGAGGGCGAAGCUCAAGAGGGACAUGGAGGAGCUCAAGAAGGACGUGCAGACUGUGAACCCACUUCUGGUCGCCCAACAUCACAAGACCUUCCUGGAGAACGUGCAGGAUCUCGGGAUCCUGAAGAAACGACCAUUGCCAAACUCCAUGGACGAGAAAUCGUAG